Molecule: messenger RNA, 942 nt
Organism: Cherax quadricarinatus
Lineage: Eukaryota; Metazoa; Arthropoda; Malacostraca; Decapoda; Parastacidae
Product: perlucin-like protein
Source: RefSeq, a predicted model, not a curated record
CUCCUGAGUGUGUGUACGCACGUGGGUGGUUGCGUGUGCGUGCACAGACAGCUCAUCAUAGAUAUGAGGGAACGCUAGUGGAGAGGUUCAGUCAGUGGAAGGAACAACAUGAAGAGAGACGUGUUACUCCUGGUGGCCACUCUUAUUGUGGGGGCGCUGGUCUCGCUCUCCAUGGCACAAGUGUCGUGUCCUGAACCAUAUAUCCUGAUUGGUAACACAACAUGCCUGUAUAUCCCUCUAGACCAAAAGUUAGCUUGGGACGACGCCAAAGACUACUGCAUAACCCACAGUCCUCCAGGUUACGCGGCGGACCUAGCAGAAUUUCUUGAGUGUGACGUGAUGUCCAGUCUCUGGAACUACAUUGCUUACAACCUGCACAAAAGGACGAAUUACUGGAUUGGAGGAUCAGACAGUGCUAAGGAAGGGACGUGGAAGUGGGUAAACUAUGACACAGACGUGCCCAUGGGCGUCCCAUUCUGGUUCACAGGCCAGCCGGACGGAGGGACUCUGGAGAAUCGCCUCACAGUGUCCGAGAACGGAUAUUUUGGCGACGGACUAGAAACCCAACAGUACAACUUCAUCUGUAAACUCUUCAACCUUACAACUUCAUCUGUAAACUUUUCAAUCUCAAUCCCUGAAAAUUAAGUCGUCGGGUUUUGGUAGUGGUGCAAAGGCCGGGACACGACGACGGGUGGUGAAGACCAACCAAAGGGAUGUUCAGGAGCUUGAGCACAACAAAUUAUUAUUAUAAUAAAAAAAGAAGCGCUAAGCCACAAGGGCUAUACAGCAUGAGCACAACAAAGCGAUGUUGCUCAGGUAACGCUGGUAAACACCACACCGUCGAACACUUGCCACAAUAUUUCAAAUCUAUGAUUUAUCUUUACGCCCUUCCGUGUAGUAUCGUCAGUAAAUAAGAAGCUUACAUUAAAAUUAAAAGGUGCC